AUGUUCUCUGUUAAUGACACUGCCUCGCACCCCUCUGCCUUCCUUCUGCUGGGCAUUCCUGGCCUGGAUGCUUUCCACAUCUGGAUAGCCUUCCCCUUCUUUGUUGUUUAUCUGAUAGCACUUGUGGGGAAUUUCACAAUUCUCUGUGUGAUCAAGAAUGAGCAGAGUCUUCACCAGCCCAUGUUCUAUUUCCUUGCUCUCCUCUCUUUCAUUGAUCUUGGCCUCUCCACAUCUACUGUUCCCAAGAUGCUAGGUAUCUUCUGGUUUAACCUUACAGAGAUAAGUUUUGAAGGCUGUCUCGUCCAAAUGUUCUUCAUCCACACCUACACAGGCAUGGAAUCUGUUGUGCUCCUGGCCAUGGCAAUUGACCGUUUUGUUGCCAUUUGUCACCCACUUAGAUACACUUCUAUUUUAACCAACAAGGUGGUAGCUAUCAUGGCAUGUGUUGUAGUAGGGAGGCCUGUCCUUCUUGUCAUUCCCUUCUGUCCACUCCUUAAGCGAUUGCCCUUCUGUGGACACUACAUAAUUCCUCAUACCUACUGUGAACACAUGGGGAUAGCUCGGCUAGCCUGUGCCAGCAUAAGGAUAAAUAUCAUCUAUGGCUUAUUUACUAUUGCUGCUCUGAUCUUUGAUUUAAUUCUCAUUGCUCUAUCCUAUGUUUGGAUCCUACAGGCCGUUUUUCGCCUUCCUUCUAGAGAUGCCAGACACAAAGCCCUUAGUACAUGUGGUUCACAUGUCUGUGUCAUCUUAGCCUUUUAUACACCAGCUUUUUUCUCUUUUAUGACUCAUAGAUUUGGUAGAAAUGUUCCUCAGUACAUUCACAUCCUCUUGGCCAAUCUCUAUGUGGUUGUCCCUCCUUGUUUAAAUCCAGUUAUUUAUGGAGUGAGGACAAAACAAAUUAGGGAGGGAGUCGUGAAAAUAUUUGUAAAAAAAGAGUAA
Chionomys nivalis (European snow vole) is the source of this 939-nucleotide messenger RNA. RefSeq names its product olfactory receptor 52E4-like. Gene Ontology annotation, molecular function: olfactory receptor activity; G protein-coupled receptor activity. The transcript has a single exon. Gene Ontology annotation, biological process: G protein-coupled receptor signaling pathway. Lineage: Eukaryota; Metazoa; Chordata; Mammalia; Rodentia; Cricetidae. Gene Ontology annotation, cellular component: membrane. The record is from RefSeq and is a predicted model, not a curated record. Bases 1 to 939 code for a protein of 312 amino acids.